Messenger RNA from Fusarium sp. VM40, 786 nucleotides. The record is from the annotation of a GenBank genome assembly. Lineage: Eukaryota; Fungi; Ascomycota; Sordariomycetes; Hypocreales; Nectriaceae.
AUGUCUCCUCUCAAGAGUUCGCUUCUUGCCCUCCUCUUCCUUGCUUCAUCUUCGUCCGCUUCCACUAUCAACUCUAAGCCUGAUCUUGCAUCUGAUCACAAUCAAGCGUACACCAUUCUGCCUGACAAUACUCAACAUUUCUCAGCCAUGUCUGUUGGAGCUUAUUCUCUUCCGGCGUUGCCGUACGCCUACAACGCUCUCGAGCCCAGCAUCUCUGCUCAGAUUAUGGAACUGCACCACAGCAAGCAUCACCAGGCAUACGUGACAAACCUCAACGCCGCCCUCAAGACCUACUCCGCCGCUACUUCAAGCAACGACAUCGCCGGUCAAAUCGCUCUCCAGCCCGCCAUCAAGUUCAACGGCGGUGGCCACAUCAACCACUCUCUCUUCUGGGAGAACCUCACCCCCUCAAGCUCACCUGAUUCCAAGCCCGAUAGCGCACCGACACUCAGUGCCGAGAUCUCUAAGACGUGGGGCAGCAUCGAGGCUUUCCAAGACGCCUUCAAGAAGACCCUUCUCGGUCUGCAGGGCAGUGGCUGGGGAUGGCUGGUCAAGGAUGCUCAGGGCCUGCGCAUCGUCACGACCAAGGACCAGGACCCUGUUGUGGGAGGAGAGGUGCCUGUUUUGGGUGUUGAUAUGUGGGAGCAUGCGUACUAUCUGCAGUACCUCAACGGCAAGGCAGCAUAUGUCGAUAACAUCUGGAAUGUCAUCAACUGGAAGACGGCCGAGGCUCGUUUCACUGGUACCCGGGAGGAUGCAUUCAAGGUUCUCCGAGCUUCCAUUUAA